UAUCACUUUCCAUUUUCUCACCACUCUCUCUUCUUAUCAGCGAACAAGCAAGACCAUGUGAAAACGAAAAGGAGAAGAGCUUGAGCAUUUUUAGGUUACGGGCGACAAAUGUAGUUGCUACAGAAUUAUGUGAUCGCCGAAAGGAAGUCCCUACUUGUGAAAAUUGUAUUUGUGUCACGACCGUCACCGUCUCACUAUUUUUUUUCUUUCCAGCACCACCAGAUCAUGUAAAUUUACCGGUAGUAGACGCAGAGUAUUUCUAUUAAAACCGCAUUUUACGUUUGGGAUUCUUAUUGGACGUUACUAAAAUAGCGAUGUUACAGGAACACGAUGUCGAGAUGAAGAUGGCAUUGACUGCAGAUUUCCAGUCGCUUCGCAAACAAAAGGCAACCCGUAGAAGUUCCUGAUCCCGGGUACUUACUACUCGUCGACCUACAACUCUCUUCACGUCACGACGACGACGACCCAUAUUCACUUCACGUCGCCAUCGUCUCCGUCUUUUUCCCUUUGAAAUCAUGGCGAACUGGCAAGGCAACGGCGAACAAACCUGGGGCGAGUGGGAUGAGGACUGGAAUGGCGACGAGUGGGACGGUAUCAAGUGUAAAAAUGUCUGGGUCUGGAAGAAUGCGCGAUUUGUCAUGCUGCUUUUCCAUGACCCAUGAGGUCUGGAAUGCCGGAGCUAGCAUGACAGAUUCUGCAAGAGCUUUCUAAUGCCUAUCCUGCAUGGGAAACUACCUCCCGACUUGGUCAAAAUUGGGCGACUUUUGGUAAUCAUGCAACACAGAUUUUUGCAUGCUGCAGAUUUAGCAUCACAAGUUGCAUUCUUCCAGACCCAGACAUUUUUACAUUUGAUAGACGGUGACAACGGAGAAUGGCAGGAGGACGAGAACAACGGCGAGUGGAUAUUGUGAGGAAAAAUCCCCCCUCCCCAUAUCGAAAAGGUACGUAGCAGAAAAUUUGCAAUGCUGAUUUGCGACCACAAAUCAUCUCUGUCUUGCAAGAAGGCAACUGCACAGACAACCGCCGUAUUAUGCAGGCGGUUUGUGAUGCUGUUGGGCCUACAGCGCAGACGUUUCUCAUGCUAAGAGCCUAGCCCAAAACCUCUCUGCUCAGGCUUGGCAUGGGCCUGCAGUCCUCUCCAGCAAGACAAAUCUGAUUUGUGUACGCAAAUCCAGCAUCACAAACUUCGUUUUGAUAUGGGGUGGGGGGGAUUUUUCAUUUUGAUAGUGGAAUGGCGAAGUAGAGUCGUCUACCCCGGAGGAAGAGGAGAACCAGCAUGUGCAGCAGAACAAAGGCAAAGGCAAGGGAAAUAGGAUAUUAAGAUUAACUCCAGCAGGUUCGCAACAUAAAUCGUGGUCUUCGAGUACAUUUUUUCCAAACCUGCCAAGUACUGCUAGUACCAAUCGCAAUCUGCUUCCAGGCGAGCAAUCUCGUCAUGAUCCUACGGUCGUGUCUACUGCUUCAUCUUCCUCAAAAGGUACAAAAAACGGGACCACGACCAAAGGUGGCAACCACAUGAACGGCGGCAAAUGGGGCUACCACCCCUACGGAUCGACGAUUGCGUCGGGUAGAAACGUCGAAUGGGUCAGCCCGUCCUUGCAGAAACAAGAAAAACAGAGCGUCGUCGCGAAGGAACUUCCAGUCGGGCAGGCGAGUCAGAAUCUGAACCUCAAGCCGAAGAAGAACCAGAACGCGAUGAUGGGGCUGGGGGAAGAAAGAACAGCUGGACCUCCUGCCAGUGCACCAGCCGCGUCGCAAUUACAGAGGACCGCCCCCGGCGCCGGUGGACAUCAAGCAGUGUCUUCUUCGAGUACCUGUACCACCACAACUUCUAUGACGAAAGAAUCGCUUUUGGCAAAACUCCAGGCGGCGAAAGCCAGACGAAAAAUAAGCCAACAGCAGGCCGUGCAGCAGAGAAGUAAUGUCAACCAAACGACGCCUUCUGCUCAACAACAGAAUUACAUCAACCACAACCGCGCCUCCGCAAUUUCUCCGGCAACGCUGAAGCGGAGAAAAAACGUGAAGAGAAAAACCGGACAAAUUUCCAACCGAUACGAGGUUGCGAACUGGGCUCCGGAACUCCCGGACUACCUCGAGGGCGAAUCGAAGGUCGGCGAACUCACCUCCAAGUGCUCCCGACAGGAAGCCGAGCUGCGGACGGAGACCAAGCAGUUGUCAAAAUUCGAGGUGACGAAAGGCUCAAAUUCCAUGUUGGAGGGGACGGCGGACUACAACCUUUGCGUGAAACAGUACCAGCGUUCCGCGGCAGAAAGAACCUACGAAGCGGAGGACUUGCGCACUUUUGACGCGCUGCACAUGUCCGCGCAAUUCAUGUGGGAAUACGUGCUAGACGCGGACGAAAACCCAAAACCGAUUUUCUCCUCCCUCGCCGUCGAUGCGUCGACGAAAGAAGUGUACGGGUUUUUGCGGAACCGGUGUCGCGGGAUUCGCGUGGACUACCAGACCCAGCAGCCUUUGUCCUUUUACCAACCCUCGAGCUUGCUCUUCCACGAGCAAAAUCUACGUUCCGAACUGCUGUUCUUUCUCCUACUCCACCACGAGGACUCGAAGCUGGGCGAGGCGGACCUCGGGCCGUUUCUGGAGAGUGUCUCCCAGUGCGCCGACCCGCUGACGCAGAUCUACCGAAAGUGGCUGGAACAGAGCGACGGCGAGAUCUGCAGAAGUACCAUGCCCUUCAUGACCAGGCUGAUGAUAUGCUGGCUCUGUUGGGACGCGACAAAGGUAUUAGAAAGCUAUAUCUAUCUGCAAUAAUUAGAAUCUUCAUCUUGAUGCAAUGAUCAACGGAAGCACGACUAUUUUGCAGGCGGGAUCAUAUACCAGCAACAGAGCAAAUACAAUUGAGCUACUAUGUGCCUACUAGUAUCGGAACGCGUAGGACGAGGAGGUUACAAUACAAUGUCAUUAACGUUGUCAAUAAACACAAAAAUUAUAUCAGGUUUGCGAAUACGAGAUGAAGCUGGAGGACUGCCUGUUGGAGAGCCCGCUCGUUCAGUGGGCGGUUUCCGCCGUUUAUCCACUGGAAAAGUAUCGUACUCGUAGUAAUUGCAGCCGUGCAUGACAAAUCCAAGUUUCUAUACGAACACGCAUGACAAAUUGCAUUUCUCUUCGUGAGAAAAUUUGUAAUGCAGUUUCUACUUACUUAGUACGUUAGUUUUGCAAUGCAUACCGUUUCCUCAUUCCAGACCCGGGACUAUUCUGGGUUCCUCCAGGAGUACUACGGGCAGGCGGAUUUGCUCACCGCUGUUGCGCUCUCCCAGCCCGCGAACUACGCGCGGCUGAUGGUGCUGAUGCAGCUCUGCAAGUGCUUCAACGAGCGGAUGUGGGAGCAGGUGUCGAUCGCGAAUUUGAUGCGGCAAUUAGUGUUGCCCGACUUUGAGAGCUGCUGCUUUUUCGUGCAGCACUUCGGCUUGGAGCUGAUCUACGCGGACUUCGAGUCGGAAUUGGAUAAAGAUCUGAUGGAGCAACAGCAAGAAAAUACAGACAGAAAUAACGCUGGUACUAUCGAUAUGCAAGCGUUCCGUACCUUUGUCCGGUUCCCGGCGAAGGAGUCCUACAGCCCGCAGGACUGGGAGGACGAAGACGCCUACCAGCGCUGUGAGGACCGGUUCUUGAGCUAUUUACUCGCGGGGAAGUUUCCCACGCAGGGCGAGUGGAAAAACAAAAUAUCCUUUCCGCAGCGGCGAGACGCGCACUGCUGGCGGUUGCUCGCGGAGGCCCUGGAGCAGGGUGCGACGAGAAAGGAGAUUGUGGAGGGAGUGUGGGACAAAGAAGACGUUGUCAGGGAAAAACGAGGACGAGCGGAAGAAGACGAAGAGGUUCCAAUCGUCACGUCCAGAAGGUCGUCCCGACAAGAGCACGAGAGUAGUCAACACCUCGCGCUGGCCGCUUCGCUGCGCAGUUCGCCGAUCGUGGUGCCAGCAGGUAGUUCACUAGCGCAGCAACGGACGAUGUCUAUUCUGUCGGGCGGGAUGAAUCAACCGGUUGCAGCGGCGUCCUCAAGGAACCUCGACGACGAAGACAGUGAGAGCAGCAGCAGCAGCAGCAGUGCGCCUUCCACACCGGCUGAAGACGAAGAUCAUGGAAGACAGUCUUCAGUUGUCCAGCGGACCUCCUCCCGUGCCGGAGUGGCGGACGACGCCAUGAGCGUACCCUCUGUGGACGAGGACGAGGAAAACGAUAGACCGAAAGAAACCAAACCGGCUCCGUUUGAGUUCCCAACAGUAGCACCAGGUAGUUCAACAUCCGCUGCGGGUGGACCACAGGGUAGUAGUGCUCUAGCGACGUCGAGCGGUACAGGAUUGGCGGCAAGUGGGCUCUUCGGCCAGGCGAGUUGGAGUUCGUCUUCAAGCACUAACAUCUUUGGUACAGCGACCUCAUCAUCAACGAACAUCUUCGCGGCUCCGGCAGCAGCUUCUUCUGCAACCCAAGCCGCGGACGCGAGCGAGCAGGGCGAGAAGAAGCCACCACAAGUCGUCAAUAACCCCUUCGCAAAAAUGUUUGUCCAGCAGCAGCAAUUUAGUUCCAACUUGUUCCAGCCCGGCGCGACCAACCCGUCGCCCUUCCUGCCCCAAACGACCAGCAGCCCCUUCGGCGCUGCAAACAAUCCCAGUCCUUUUGGCGCUCCUGCUGCACCAUUUGGUCAGCAACAGCCGCCGGCGUUCGCCACCACAAAAAAGCAGAGAACUACGAAGAAGCGCAAACUCGCGGACCUCCCGGAAGCCACUUGGCAGCGACUCUCCGAGAUGGCGGCGAAGCACGACGUGGAGAGACGGAGGACGUGCUUUUUGAAUUGGAAGAGCCUCUUUAUGGAGAAGAAGAAAAGACUCGGCACCCACGAGCACCAGAAGUUUCAGGGGUUAAAACUUCUCCUUCCGGGAAGUGGGCGCAAGAUGAACAAACCCAAUAAUUUCAUCGCGAAUUCAUCGAAUUCUUGGAAGCGACGGCGAGGGAUCGACGACCAGGUGGCGCAGUUCUACGGACGGCAGUUGGAAAAGACGACGCCGGGGAUUGGGGCGAUUGGUGGGCUGUUGCUGCGGUCGCAGUUGGAUCGUGUGGAAAAACUGUUGCCCAUGGGGACAACGUUGAGGUACUGUCUCGACACGUUCGCUAUCAAAUGUAAAAAUGUCUGGGUCUGGAAGAUUGCCAGGUUUGUCAUGCACAUUUUGCAUGACUCCUGACGUCUGUGAUGCAUGCCCUAGCAUCACAGAUUUUGUGAGGGCCUCCUGAUGCCUAUACAGCAUGACAAAUGCUCUUUCCGUGUAGCAAAACUGGGACUGUCUUUGCUGCUCAUGCAAUACAGAUUUUUUUAGAAUCCAAAAUCAGCAUGACAAGUUGGAUUCUUCCAGACCCAGACAUUUUUACAGUUGAUAUUCGCAAGCGCGGACACAAACUCGGCCGCCGCGGUGGAAGCAGCAGCUGCAUACGGUGCUGUUCAGCAUCAUCCUUCGUUCAACGAAAUGGGGCAAGCGCAGCUGCAGAUUCAAGAUCAAGACCAGCAGCAGCAACUCUUGAUGCUCCAAGAUGUUGACCAGCAAUACCACCACCAGCAGGUAAGAAAAACAAUACCGCAGCAGCAACCUCCGUCCUCCACCCCAUCCCACGAAAAUAACGGUUCUCUCCUGUCCUCCCCCGGUGCGGCAAGCUCCGCGAAGCGAAGAGUUGGGUCGCCGUACUCCGAGAGGAGAAAGAUGACGCAGAUGUCCUACAUGGACCAGAACCUGCUUCCUGCGAUGGUGCAACAAAGUCACCUUGUUCAACACCAGCAGCCAGAUUUUUAUCAGCAGCAGCUUCAGCACCAAACCCAGAAUGGAGAACAGCAACAGGCAGCACUGCCACUUCAUCGCCUCCCCCCGAAGUUUUCAGUCCCGCUGCCCCCCGGAGAGGCGAAUUGUAUCACCCACCGUAGAUUCGUGCUUUGCAUUCCCAACGACGCCGAGCACUACGUGAUCAGCAAUAGCAUGCGGACCGCCUUGGCAGAUGCGGGCAAUUUGAACAACCGCGUAAAUAGCCACAAUGCUGGUGCGAACCUGUCCGACACGCUCUCCGUGCCUUCCAGCGCGGAAGGGCAAGGCGCGUCGAAGUACCUAGCGGAUGUAUUCUACCGCCACGCGAAACUCCACCGCCGCGCGAGCGCGAUCCUGUUGCGGAAAAAGCACGUCGAUCUGGCGGAAGAGCAGGAAAGACUGGGUUUUUCCGCCGCAUUUCUCCAGCAACAGCAGCGCACUAGCAAUGAAGCCCCCUUCUAUUCGGAGAACCACCUCGGGAAGUGCGACAGUUUGGGCUAUGUGUUGUCCGAGGCCUUGGACCCCGCACAGAUACUUCUGUUAGAAUCGUUACCGCCCAUUCCCCUGCACAUCUGCCAGAAACUGGCGGAUUUGUACACAUGCACGGAAGCGAAGUCUGUUCGGGUCUUCUACGUCUUGUCCGCUGCUAACGUGCCGGAUUUAAUCCAGAACGACUACCUGCACCACGACUUUGACGACUAUCAGAUAGAGAAGCAGAUUUUCGGUAGUUCUACGGCGAACAACCGCCCUUCCAAAGACGCGGACAUGCGAACCUCGACCGGAAGUAGUGCUGCUGCUGCCAGGGGUCGUGCGGCUGUCUCAAUUCGUGCAGCUGCAGGUGGUCCCUACAAUUCGAAUCAUUCCGGCAACAAUUUUAUCAGCGACCUGACCGCCUUUUCCUCGUCGAAGAGCAAUAUGGAAGAAGCGCUGGAACACAACGAGCGGAUCGUGAAGCUGAUCAACUACCGACUCAAGGAAAGUUUGAAACAAGGGCUGCAGAAACUAGAGGAACAGCAAGGAAUAUUCCGGUCUGGCGAGAAUUUCUGGCCCGCAGAAAAAUCGCCGUCCUCUGCAUCAUCUAGAGGGAUAACGGGUUCUUGUUCGGGCGGUGGAAAUCAUGCUGCGUCUUUAUCUAAGAGGAAACUGACCCUGUGUGAGCAACUGGAGCAAAACGCGGAUUUUCUCGACGUGGCCUGCUGCGGAAUUUUGGAAAAGGGCGCGACGCAAGCAAACAUCGCUGCCGACGCGAUCGCGCACGCGGUGUUCGCUGACGACGCAGUUCAUGUGAAUGGUGCUGGGACAACAACUACAGCAGCGCAACAAGUAGGACCUUCCGGCGACAACUACAGCGUGAUAAGUCGGGAAGAGGGCGAGAGCCACCCAGGUUCGUCCAUUUCCGAGCAGCAGUUGCUAGAUGCGGACAACGGAGAUGAUUGUUCUUCACAGCAAUUAUUUUCCUUGCAGCAAGCGACAAAGAGCAGUGCGGUGUUUCUGCAGCGAGGGCGACAAGAAGGAGAACCCGCUGAUCAUGCACCUCCUAUGCAAAUUCGCAGACAAAAUGAGAUCAAAGCACCCCACCGAAGACAUCACCAGAAAUCCCCCUACCACAAGACCCCGGAACUGCGCACCGUCGCGAUCCGGACCUGGUUGAUCCAGAGGUUUCAGCAGCUCUUCUUCCUCAGCUCGCCCCGGCAGCACGACGGUGUAAACGCGUUUGACGUCUCCGGGUGCCUGUUUUUCCCCUACGAGAAGGCGUUCGUGAAGAAAACGUGGAGCAACACCUUGCAGCAGGUCUGGAUGGAAGUGAACCGCAUGGCCCAGAACCAGAAAAACGCGCCUUUUGAAUUUGGGAAGGUGGACGGAGUGAGCUUGGAUAGGACCAUAACCCAGUUGACGAGAAUAUUCAACCAGAAAUCCGUGCACGAUCUGUUCGACGAGGAGAUGGGUUGUAGGGAUGAUGAACUCCGGGGGUCUUUGUCAACAUCUCCAGCGUUCGGGCUACCAGCGGAUUUGCGUCAGUAUCUCUUAUCACGCGCCGGCGGCGGCCACCAGCACCCAGGUGGUGCGCACCAGCAACUGCAUAGGAACCAGAUCGGGAAUUCGGGCGAUUUAGCUGCGUCGAUGGUGCCCCCGCCAAUGCAGGAGAUGCGACUAGGUCUAGGAUCAAGGGGUUUUGGACAAGCCCCACAACCACAACCGGGCAACCGGUCCGUGACAAUUGGGGUGGACGUCACAACGCUGUUUCAAGAACAAAACCUCCUUUCUUCUGCGGCUUCGAACAAGCGACCAGCACAUCAGGAACCUGCACGACCUUCGCCGACGCUGCAACAUACCAUACAGCAUUGGGACCAGAUCGACUUUUGCGACCCGAGCAGUGCGCCGGAAUCCUGGUGGAAUUUCGCGAUCAAGAAGAUUGAGCACUGCAUCUCGGAGUUCCGCGUUAUCACGUUCUGCGAGGAUAAUUUGAUCAGCGAGACCUAUUGGGACCAGAAGGCCAUGGCACGGAACAAAUCGACCCGGAACGAGUUUCUGUUGCGAUUACAAGAGCGGGAGCCGCGGACGUUCGGGCGGAGUGAUAUCAGUCUCCGGCCGGUGGACGCGUUGUUGCGGGCAAUUGACGAGGACAUGGAGUUCAUGAACAAUCGGCGCGCCUCGAAAAAAGCGAAAGUGGAUGACGUCCUGAAGAAGCGGUGA
This is a messenger RNA of Amoebophrya sp. A120, 8498 nucleotides long. The record is from the annotation of a GenBank genome assembly. NCBI's taxonomy places the organism in Eukaryota, Dinophyceae, Syndiniales, Amoebophryaceae.